This is a messenger RNA of Necator americanus (New World hookworm), 2262 nucleotides long. RefSeq lists its product as uncharacterized. Gene Ontology annotation, molecular function: ubiquitin protein ligase binding. Gene Ontology annotation, cellular component: Cul3-RING ubiquitin ligase complex. Gene Ontology annotation, biological process: ubiquitin-dependent protein catabolic process; protein ubiquitination. The coding region runs from base 1 to 2262 and encodes 753 amino acids. NCBI's taxonomy places the organism in Eukaryota, Metazoa, Nematoda, Chromadorea, Rhabditida, Ancylostomatidae. The transcript has a single exon. The record is from RefSeq and is a predicted model, not a curated record.
AUGUCGGGUACGCGGCCACAGACGUCAGGAUCGAGUAGUCGUAUGCGGAUACGUAGUUUCCCUGCGGCAAUGGACGAGAAAUACGUCACACAAGUAUGGGAAAUGUUGAAGAAGGCUAUUCAGGAAAUACAGAGGAAAAAUAACUCUGGCCUCAGCUUCGAGGAACUCUACAGAAAUGCUUAUACUAUGGUGCUGCACAAGUAUGGAGAAAGACUGUACACAGGACUAAAACAAGUUGUGGAGGAUCACUUAAGAAACUACGUCCGAGUGAAGAUAGUCGAAUCUCUCGAUUCCGGCAAUUUUCUGGAAGUUAUGAAUGAAGCAUGGAAUGACCACACGACGGCCAUGGUGAUGAUCCGCGAUAUUUUAAUGUAUAUGGAUCGAGUGUAUGUGGAACAAAAUAAGGUCGAGCAGGUUUUUCACUUAGGACUAGCGAUCUUUCGUGAUCAUGUCCUUUAUCAAGACUUCAUUCAUCUCCAUCUGAGGACAACGAUUUUGUCGCUCAUUCAACAGGAGCGGCGUGGUGCUGUUGUGAAUUGGACAGGAAUUAAAAGCGCGUGCCAAAUGCUGGUCGCGCUUGGCAUUCAUUCGCAUGAUGUUUAUGUGGAUGAAUUCGAAACACCUUUCCUUGUUUCCACUGCUGAAUACUAUCGAUGUCUGAGCAUGUGUUUCCUUGUGUCGAAUAGUGCUAGUCUGUACGUGAAAAAGGUCGAACAGUGUAUCCGUGAGGAAUCGGAAAGAGCGAAGCGGUACUUGGAUCCUCAGACAGAGAGCAAAGUUCUGGAUGUUCUAGAAAAUGUUCUUAUCAAAGACCAUAUGCAUACAAUUGUUAACAUGGAACACAGUGGGGUUCAUGUCAUGCUUAGCAAUGAUAAGUUUGAUCAGUUGGCUUCGCUUUACGGUCUCUUACAACGCGUGGAGAACGGACUCAACGUAAUGGCAGAUGCGAUGAGCAAAUAUCUUCGACAAACCGGUGCUGCUACUGUACGGGAAGACUGCGAGCGGACGCCCGUUGUAUUUGUAGAGGAUCUGUUGGAACUGAAGGAAAGAUUUGAUGAGUUUCUUCUGAUGUCUUUUCAACGUGACAAAAUGUUCAAGAAUAGGAUUCAAACUGAGUUUGAAACCUUCAUCAAUCUCAAUAAGAAUAGUCCAGAGUACUUGUCACUGUACAUGGACGAAAAACUGCGCAAAGGGUUGAAAUCCGAAAAUGAUGAAAACGCUGAAAAACUGCUCGACAAAUCGAUGGUUUUGUUCCGUUUCCUUCAGGAGAAGGAUGUUUUUGAAAAAUACUACAAGCAGCACAUGGCAAAACGUCUACUGCUGGAUAAAAGUAUUUCGGACGAUAUGGAAAGGAUGAUGAUCAGCAAACUCAAGACGGAAUGUGGAUGCCACUUUACCCUCAAGUUGGAGAACAUGUUUCGCGAUAAGGAGUUAUGGGCAACACAAGCGACAGACUUCAAAGAGUACAGAGAAAACUUUUUGCGAGGAGGAAACUUGAUGGAGAUAUCGGUGCGAGUGUUGACGGCUGGGAUUUGGCCAACUCAGAGUGUACCCGUAUGCAUACUGCCUUCAGCUUGUGAACAUGCUUUUAAUGUGUUCACCAACUUUUAUAUAAGCAAACACAAUGGCCGCAAACUUACCUUGAACACAAUGCUGGGCACUGCUGACGUGAAAGCUGUUUUCUACGGAGGAACUGCUGCGGCUGCGCGAAAAAAGGAGGAGAAUAAGAUUCUUAUGGUUAACACCCAUCAGAUGGUCAUACUCAUGUGUUUCAACAGUCAGCCUCGCCUAACUUUCCAGGCUCUUCUGGAACAAACCAGUAUAGCAGAAAGAGAACUGAAACGUAAUUUGCAAUCUCUUGCCAUGGGGAAACCUACUCAGCGGGUUUUGUGCAGAAAGGGUAAAGGGAAGGAUAUAGAUGCAACCGACGAAUUCUCAGUUAACGACAACUUCCAGUCGAAGCUAACUCGAAUUAAAGUCCAGCUGGUUACGUUUAAGGGGGAAACAGAGCCAGAAAAGAAGGAAACGAGAUCAAAAGUGGAGGAUGACAGAAAGCAUGAAAUCGAGGCUGCCAUUGUGCGUGUUAUGAAAUCAAGAAAGGUUCUUGACCACAAUAAUCUGAUCACGGAGGUGACUCAACAGCUUAGACAUCGGUUCUUACCGAAUCCGAUACUGAUCAAGAAGAGAAUAGAGUCUCUGAUUGAAAGAGAGUAUUUGGCGCGUGAUACUCAGGAUCUCAAACUUUACAACUACGUCGCGUGA